AUGAGUAACGAACAAAGUAAUAAGCCUGUAAAGAAACCUAUCUCAUAUUCGAACCUUAUUAUCGGUUCUAUUCUUAAUUUAUUUGAGGUUUCUACGCUUGGACAACCUUUUGAAGUGAUUAAGACACAUAUGGCAGCAAAUAGAAAAGAUUCUAUUAUAACAAGUUUUAAAAAAAUAUGGGGGAGAGGACAUAUAUUAGGAUUUUACCAAGGGUUAAUUCCAUGGGCAUAUAUUGAGGCAUCAACUAAAGGAGCAGUAUUAUUAUUUACAGCAUCAGAAGUAGAAUAUCAUAUACAGAUGUUAGGAGCAGAUUCCUUUGUAGCAGGUAUAAUAGGUGGAAUGUGCGGAGGAAUGGCACAGGCAUAUAUUACGGUUGGGUUUUGUACAUUUAUGAAGACAGUAGAAAUAACACGCAAUAAAUAUGUUAAAGAAGGUAUUAAAAUGCCAAGUACAUAUAAAAUAUUUAUAGAUAAAUACCGUAAAGAAGGUAUUCGUGGUAUUAAUAGAGGAGCCAAUGCAGUUGCACUUCGACAAAUGACAAACUGGGGAAGUCGUAUUGGAUUUACUCGUCUUAUUGAAUCCAAAUUUAAAAUGAUCAAAAAUAAAGAUGAAUCAGAACAACUUUCUCUCAUAGAAAAAGUUAUAUGUAGUUCCAUUGCAGGGGGUUUAUCAUGUUGGAAUCAACCUAUUGAAGUUAUACGUAUAGAAAUGCAAUCAGCAAAGAAAGAUCCUAACCGUCCUCUAAAAUUAAACGUAACAUCUACGUUUAAGUAUAUUUAUAAAGAAAAUGGAAUCAAAGGAUUAUAUAGAGGAGUUUCUCCAAGAAUCUGCCUAGGCGUUUGGCAAACAAUUUCUAUGGUUGCACUUGGAGAUAUUGCUAAACAAUAUAUGAAGAAAUUUACAAAUCAAGUACCAGUUAAUAUUCAUUAA
Molecule: messenger RNA, 930 nt
Organism: Pneumocystis carinii B80
Lineage: Eukaryota; Fungi; Ascomycota; Pneumocystomycetes; Pneumocystales; Pneumocystaceae
Exons: 10
Coding region: 1-930 (309 amino acids)
Biological process (GO): alpha-ketoglutarate transport; mitochondrial citrate transmembrane transport
Cellular component (GO): mitochondrion
Molecular function (GO): tricarboxylate secondary active transmembrane transporter activity
Source: RefSeq, a predicted model, not a curated record